Molecule: messenger RNA, 2090 nt
Organism: Lemur catta (Ring-tailed lemur)
Lineage: Eukaryota; Metazoa; Chordata; Mammalia; Primates; Lemuridae
Gene: GPATCH3
Product: G-patch domain containing 3
Exons: 7
Coding region: 37-1617 (526 amino acids)
Biological process (GO): negative regulation of type I interferon production; negative regulation of RIG-I signaling pathway; positive regulation of DNA-templated transcription
Molecular function (GO): nucleic acid binding
Source: RefSeq, a predicted model, not a curated record
GAGAGUUGGUUCUACCAGAUCAUGUGGUAAUCCAAAAUGGCGGCACCCAGCGAUGCGGCGGCGGAGGAGGCGGUGGUUUACCUGGUAGUGAGCGGUAUCCCCUCUCAGUUGCGCUCGGCCCAGCUACGGAGCUACUUUAGCCAGUUCCGGGAACAGCGAGGCGGUGGCUUCCUCUGUUUCCACUACCGGCAUCGGCCUGAGCGGGCCCCUCCCCAAGCCCUUCCUGACUUUGCCCCGACUCCUGUCGACCCUGUCGCUGAGGGCCAGCUUCUCGCCCAGUCUUCGGCCACUGAUGCCCGGGCUCUCCCCACGCGAGACUCUGCUCCGAUCCGGACUCGUACCUGCUGCUGCGUCAUCUCAGUACGGGGGUUGGCUCAAGCCCAGAGGUUUCUUCACAUGUACUCGGGCCGCCGGUGGCUGGAUUCUCAAGGGACUUGGCUUCCGGGUCGCUGUCUCAUCCGCAGACUCCGACUACCUACUGAGGCAUCAGGUUUGGGCUCCUUUCCCUUUAGGACCCGGAAGGAGAUGCAGAGGCAGAAGGCUGAGAAUGAAGCCUUUACACUGGCUGACCUGAGGCAACUGCCAGAGUUGAACCCACCAGUGCUGAUGCCCAAUGGGAAUGUUGGGACUCCCCUGCGGGUCUUUCUGGAGUUGAUUCGGGCCUGCCGUCUACCCCCUCGGAUCAUCACCCAGCUGCAACUCCAGUUCCCCAAGACAGGUUCUUCCCGGCGCUAUGGCAAUGUGCCCUUCAAGUACGUGGACUCAGAGACUGUGGAGCAAGAAGAGCUCGUGUACACAGCAGAGGGUGAGGAAAUUCCCCAGGGCACCUGCCUGGCAGAUAUACCAGCCAGUCCCUAUGGAGAGCCUGAGGAGGAAGGCGGAAAGGAGGAGGAAGAAGAGUCUAACUCAGAUGACGACGAUGAUCGAGGUGAGGAGUGGGAGCGGCAUGAAGCCCUGCACGAGGAUGUGACCAGGCAGGAUCGGACCACUGAACGCCUCUUUGAGGAGGAGAUCGAGCUCAAGUGGGAGAAGGGUGGCUCUGGCCUGGUGUUCUACACUGACGCCCAGUUCUGGCAGGAGGAAGAAGGAGACUUUGAUGAACAGACAGCUGAUGACUGGGACGUGGACAUGAGUGUGUACUACGACAGAGAUGGUGGAGACAAAGACGCCCGAGACUCUGUCCAAAUGCGUCUGGAACAGAGACUCCGAGAUGGCCAGGAAGACGGCUCUGUGAUCAGACGCCAGGUGGGCACCUUUGAGCGCCACACCAAGGGCAUUGGGCGGAAGGUGAUGGAGCGGCAGGGCUGGGCAGAGGGCCAGGGCCUGGGCAGCAGGUCCUCAGGGGUGCCUGAGGCCCUGGAUGGUGAUGGCCAGCACCCCAGAUGCAAACAUGGAUUGGGGUACCAUGGAGAGAAGCUGCAGCCAUUUGGCCAACUGAAGAGGCCCCGUGGAACUGGCUUGGGGCUCAUCUCCACCAUCUAUGAUGAACCUCUACCCCAGGAUCAGAGGGAGUCACUGCUCCGCCGCCAACCGCCCACUAGCAUGAAGUUCCGGACAGACAUGGCCUUUGUGAGGGGUUCCAGUUGUGCCUCGGACAGCCCCUCAGAGCCUGAAUGACUGGUUUGGGGGCUUCCUUGGUCAGAAUCACUCAGAGCUGCAGGAAAACCCUCUUCCCGGGCCUUAUCUACCACUGAAGCAGAAAGAAGCCAGGGAGCAGCAAUCUUCGUGGCUUGUUCAGGGUGUUUUGCUCUGAGCUUGCCUACAAGUUCUCUACCUCAAGGGCAUUUUUACAGAAUCCUUGGAUAUUGUAAAGGCCUUAAUGACUUGUCUUUACUGGUCUCCUAACCCUAGCCUGUGUUGCCUACCGCUGUACCUUGAAAAGCUGGAUUGGGCACAGUCUUCCUUGGGGAGUCUGAAGGGGGUUACCAGGACGGCCAGAAAGGGGGCGCAUUUGUGGUGCUCACAGGAAGAGACGGUCUUGGGGCGGGUCGUCCACCCCUAUCCUCACUGGGUGAAGCCGAGCGGCGCAGAGUCCGCGGAGGUGGCUCGGGUCUGCCACGUAACGGAAGAAUAAAGUUUACUGCUGAGUC